GCAAGGAUUAAAAAACACAAAAACCAUGUGCAAAGUCAGACCAAAUGUUGGUGGUUUUCUUCAGAUUUUUUACCUUUUGUUUUUAUUAUUCCGUCAUGUUUCAUUAUUUUGAUAAACAUACGUUUUAUAGGUUUUAGGAAGGCAAAGAGAGACAAAUUUAAAUAAAUGUCGCUGCUUGAAGGUGAUGCCAUCAUGGCGUGGGCGACUUCUCUCGAAGGUCGUCAGUGCGCGAUUCGACCGAUUUAAAACAUAUGAGUUAUAAAAAUAAUUCGUUACCAAAGACAAAAGAAGAGGAUUUUGACCUAGAAUCAGGCUUUUAUAGUCGAAGAGUGGAGAAAAAAUUUCAUAUAUAUUUGUUUUCGUGGGCCCGGCGUGAAACCGAACAGCUGUGUUCACCAGUUUAGUCGGUUUUUCGCCUCGGAACUGAAAAACGAGUGAAAAGUUUAAAUGUGAUAACUUGUUUUAUUGUUUGAAAAAAAAAGACCUCGGACUUGUGAGGAUGGGGCGUGCCGGAUGGAACUGCCUUGGAAAAUAGAGACAGAGGAAAAUGUACUAUUUCGAGGGUAACUACAGGGUGACGCCGGAGCAGAAUUUUGCCGGUGCGAGCCGGCAGAGCAGGAAAACGGAACUGAUCGACAGGGCGCAGGCGGAGAGAAGGAAAAGGGAAGAAGAAAGGGCGAGGUCGAGAUCUGCGGUGGUUUUGCAGUCAUUGGUACGUGGAUUCUUGGCGAGGAGGAGGAUCCGGAACGUCCUGAUUGAGGAGUUCGAUAGGUAUAGACUCGAGGGAGUGGACACUGAGGAUUUGGCCUUCCUGAUCAGAAGAAUCCCGUUCCUCGAGUGGUCGCCGGCCCGUCUGCUCAGCGCGUCCCGGAUGGUCCUGGAGCACAAGGAAGCCGUCCUCGCUUCCGAAGACCCCCUCUGGGCCUGGAGGCUCCGAAUGCUUCUCGACCACCAUCUUUGCCUGCUUCAGAUCGACGUGCAGGCCGUCAGCAAGGAGUUCGUCGAUUUCUUCACGGACCGAGUGUCUUUGGUGCCGAUUCUCGGUGAAGAAAGAGCUUCGGACUUCGCCAAGACCGCCAUUUCUCACGCAGUGGGGAAAAAUUACUUCGAGACGUGCCUGCGGCUCCUCCGAUGUUCCGCGAACCCCAUCGAUCUCGAUUACAGCCUCGCCAUGCUGUCCAGGCCGUUUCACAUCGAUUCGAGCAUUGUUUUCGACAAAUUUUGCCAGAGCCUCAACCAUCUCGAAAUUGACGAAAACGACAAAAAGGUGAUUAUACUGUUAAUAGCGGAGUUGAAAAAAAUGAACCUGCGAUAUAUAGAAUUUUACAAAUCGAUUUUGAGGCUUGAUUUUAAUUCAUACAACCCCUUGUUGUUGUGGUUUGUACUAAACUUCGACGAGGAGGAGAUUGCAGAAUACGACGAGGUCAAAACCUAUUUCAGCCUCAUGGCCAGGCUCAGUAAGACUUUACACGACGAGCUCACCCUGGAUACAGACUGGGACUCGCAGGAUUCAGAGGAGAGGGUCGUCGGAGUCUUAAUAGCCGAAUGCCUCGCUCUGAUCAACUGCAAGUCCAAAGCUCUGAUAUGGUUGUCCUAUUUGGAAAGGAUAAUCCGAUCCGGCGAUUUUGAAACGUUAGUCGAUUUCGGGAUUUGCCUUCACAACCUCUACCUCAACGAGAGACUCCCGGUUAACCGUAACCUCCUCUUCGUAGAACUCUACAGGAACAAAUCUUACAUAAAAUAUUUCUGGUGCUGCAUAGCUAGCCUGCAGAGGGAAGGAACUUUCUCGGACCCGAUACCGUUGACGAACCUGAUCGUGAGGAAUAUCCCGCUGGAGAAAGCUGAAAUAGAAAAGAUCGUCCCGCUCCUGACGAUAUUCGCCGUAUUGAUGAAGUUCUCCUACUCGAACAUGACUGAAGAGGAGUUGAUGAACGACAAUCUCUUGGGUGACAAGACGGACAAGCCUUUUCAGAUCCAGGAGCUGGUCGCUCUGAGCAAGACCCUCGUCGACAUAACGAUGGGCGUCGUUCUCAUCGCCUAUCCCGAGACCUACUCCUGCACGAACAUGAUGUCGAUGACUCAAAACUGCCAACUUUUCUGGUCCAACUUGCUGAAAGAACUGGUGAAUAUCAUAUCCCUGCUGCACGCGAAAGACGCGAGGAAAAGGUUCGCUGGGACCAACCACUGGCUAUCGAACCAAAUUAAGAUAGCGGACCACGUGCAGAUUUUCGACUCUACGAAAACGAUAUUCGUGAAGCCGUUUUCGAACAGGAAGGGCAUGGCGAGGAACGACGACGGUCUGUACGUCCUGUCCGUUCAGGAAAGUAGGACUGUCUUCAUCCUCCACUAUUUGCCGUUCACGGUACCUUUCCUCAAGCGUUAUUCAUUUCUGCAGGCGCACUUCGAGGCGGACAAGCGCCAGCACAGAAAUGAGCACAUACUGCAGAUACCGCAUCGUUUCGUGAGGAUCCGCCGCGACUACCUGUACGAGGACGCUUUCGACAACCUGUCCAAACACGACGAAGACAUCAAGAUCAGCGUCAAGAUCCAAAUGGUCAACUCGUAUGGCCUGGAAGAAGCCGGCGUGGACGGUGGAGGCGUUUUCAGAGAAUUCCUCACCGACCUGUUGAAGACAGCAUUCGACCCGACGAGGGGUUUCUUUAUUUACAACAACGACAACGAGUUGUAUCCAAAUCCUUCUGCGAAGCUCGUCUCCGCCAGAUACACACGGCACUACCACUUCAUCGGGAGGAUCCUGGCCAAAGCGAUUUUCGAAGGUGUCAUGUCGGAAAUACGCCUCGCUGAGUUUUUCCUCGCAAAGCUGACCGGCAUCACGACCAACCUCCACCUCUCGAACCUCGCCUCUCUCGACCCGGAAUUGUACAAAAACAUCGUCAACUUACAAAAAUACAAAGGUGACUUUUCCGACUUGGGCCUCGACUUCACGAUAUAUACGAAUGAGUUCGGCCGGAGCGUCUGCCGCGAGCUGAAGCCGAACGGGAGCAAUAUACAAGUUACUGCGGACAACGUGUCUGAGUACAUCGACCUGAUCGCCAAGUUCAAAAUGCACAGCGAGAUCCUCAAGCAGACAGAGUCGUUUGUCGAAGGCAUCGCAAGCGUAUUUUCGCUCGACUGCUUGAAAAUGUUCACCCCGAAGGAACUGCAGACGAUCAUCUCGGGAGACGAGGCUCCCAUCGACAUAGACGACAUGAGGAGGAAUACAGUCUACGCUGGCGGCUUCUCCCCCGACCACCCUUCCGUCGUCAUGUUCUGGAACGUAGUCGACUCUUUCGGCACGAAAGAGAAAAGCCAGCUCCUCAAGUUCAUCACCAGUUACUCGAGGCCGCCCCUGCUCGGUUUCAAAGAGCUCCAUCCGCAGAUCUGCAUCCAGCGGGCCGACGGCGAGAACGAACGGUUUCCGACUUCAUCUACCUGCAUGCACCUUCUCAAGCUUCCAGCCUUCUCCGACGAAGACAUCAUGCGGAAGAAACUGCUCUACGCCAUCAAAUCCGGCGCCGGUUUCGAACUGAGCUGACUUUCCUUUCAAAAUAUACCCUUAUAUCAAAAA
Messenger RNA from Cimex lectularius (bed bug), 3568 nucleotides. Its product is annotated as ubiquitin-protein ligase E3C-like. The record is from RefSeq and is a predicted model, not a curated record. The coding region runs from base 548 to 3535 and encodes 995 amino acids. Gene Ontology annotation, biological process: ubiquitin-dependent protein catabolic process; protein polyubiquitination. Gene Ontology annotation, molecular function: protein binding; ubiquitin protein ligase activity. NCBI's taxonomy places the organism in Eukaryota, Metazoa, Arthropoda, Insecta, Hemiptera, Cimicidae. The transcript has a single exon.